CCACAUUCAARCCGGUGACGCAAUAAUUUAGGUUGUCAACACAUGGCGAUUAGGCGCUUGCGUAAUAGCACUGUUUAGCACAGCAGAAUGUUAAUGACUGUUUAACUUUUAUCUUAAUUUUUAGCCACAAGUCUCAAAUCUAAAUUCGAAAAUCGGUGGACAAUGGCAGACCAGCAGCAGUUUUUCUUAAAAUGGAACGACUUUCAAAGUAAUAUGGUGUCGUCGUUCCGGCAUUUGCGAGACGAGAAGAGUUUCACUGAUGUCACUUUGGCCUGCGAGGGGCAGACGUGCAAAGCGCAUAAAAUGGUYCUCUCGGCGUGUAGUCCCUAUUUUAAAAGCUUGCUAGAGGAGAACCCCUCGAAGCACCCGAUUAUCAUACUCAAGGAUGUGGCUUACAGCCAUUUACAAGCAAUUUUAGAGUUUAUGUACGCCGGUGAGGUGAACGUGAGUCAGGAGCAAYUGCCGGCCUUCCUCAAAACGGCAGAUAGACUCAAAGUGAAAGGGCUGGCGGAGGCCCCCCAGGCAAUUAAACGGGAAUAAAGUAAAGUAGUCUUAAGGGAAAUUUAUACAAUUAGUUUUCUGUAGAGGUACGGUGCCUUAUUUUGGGUUUCCUCACUAUUUUUACAACAAUGAAACAUGUUCCUAKGUGGUUUCUCUGCAGUUGCCAAAUAUACAGACAGUUUCCCACCCGUAUGUCUACAGGAAAUUACUUGACUCGAUAUAUUUCUUUUUACGAAACAUUUGAUAUGCAUUUUUGAGGCGCGAGUUUACAUUGGGUAAAAAGAAAUAUAUUUUCGGGGAUAUUAAUUAAGCAUGUUUUGUAAAAGAUUUUUAUAUGAGUUUGUUUUAUAGUUUUAUAUCUACGCAUAAGGGUUUCAGUUUUAAGUAGUAACAAUUUAUAUUUUUGAUAGUCGUUCGUUCUACAUAAGUUGCAGAAACUUGGAAAUAUGUUAGACAAUUACCACGUUGUUACCACAUAAUUUUUUAAACAUUCUAGGACCUGUAAUUCGAUUGUAAUAAAAUGUUGUACAUUUCAAA
Molecule: messenger RNA, 1038 nt
Organism: Tribolium madens (black flour beetle)
Lineage: Eukaryota; Metazoa; Arthropoda; Insecta; Coleoptera; Tenebrionidae
Product: longitudinals lacking protein-like
Exons: 3
Coding region: 163-540 (125 amino acids)
Biological process (GO): regulation of transcription by RNA polymerase II
Cellular component (GO): nucleus
Molecular function (GO): protein binding
Source: RefSeq, a predicted model, not a curated record